AUGCAGAAAGAUGAUAAUGAUAAAAAAUUAAUACAGGCAGCAGAAUUAUUGCGUAAAGCUUCUGGUGUAUUUGAAUAUAUUGCAGAAAAGGUAUGCUCCAAUUGGCAAGAUCCACCUUCAACAAGACCACCGGAUGUUUUGUCAGAAUUAUGCAUGUCAAUAUCAAAGAUUUCUAUUGCUGAUGCUUCAUCAAUCGCCAUCCGUAAAGCUCUCAUGCAGCAAACGUCAUCAUCACUGCUAGCCAAGUUAGCAAUUGGCGCUGCUGAGUAUUACGAGAUGGCGAGUGGACUAAUCAAAAGUUUAAAAGACCCUCAAAAAGUUUGUUAUGAUUUUCGAAAGUAUGUUUCAGAUGGUGCUUUAUUUCAUCAGUCGCUUGGAAAGAAAUUUUUAGCUAAAGAUGCCUACGAACAUCAGCAAACGGGAAAUGCCGUUGGAUUUAUUAAAGAAGCUAAAGAUAUGUUACAUAAUCUUUCCAAAUCAAAAUCCCCUAUUGUUGCUAAACACGCCGUUCAAGAAUAUGCAGAAGUUAAUGAAUUAUGUAAUAUGUACGUUGGAAUAAAUGAUACAGUAGCAUUUGAUGUAGUACCAUCAAAAGCUGACCUUCAAGCGCUUACUCCUGGCGGACGGACUGUUCAUCACUUGAUAAAAUACACUCCGCCAUCACCAGCUUUUGGACCAGAAAACGAUACAAAG
Messenger RNA from Acaulospora colombiana, 693 nucleotides. The record is from the annotation of a GenBank genome assembly. NCBI's taxonomy places the organism in Eukaryota, Fungi, Glomeromycota, Glomeromycetes, Diversisporales, Acaulosporaceae.